Messenger RNA from Rotaria sp. Silwood1, 996 nucleotides. The record is from the annotation of a GenBank genome assembly. Lineage: Eukaryota; Metazoa; Rotifera; Eurotatoria; Philodinida; Philodinidae.
AUGUUGAUUCCUUUAUUUCAAGUAUUAUUUGCUGCAAUACGUACUAUUUCAUUAUCAGCUGUCAAUUUAACACUGUAUUCAGUAUUAUUACAUAUUUUUAAUUACUGGUUGGGUUUUAAUGGUGUUAUAUCAUUCAUUUGUUCGGCUUUUUGUUUAUCGAAAACAGUUCGUUAUUUGCAACGUAUAUGGCUCAAUGCUCGUCUAGCUAAUAAAAAGCUAGACGAAAAAAUUUUUCUUGAUCAAUUGACAUGGCAAUCACCAACGACGAUGCCUAUAAAAACGGAUAAUGAAAAUGAACCAGUUGAUAAGUUUGAAAUGGAUUGGAAAUAUUUACUUGAUGAUGAUACUAAAAAUAUAUUUUCAUCAAUUGUUAAUGUACCAUUUAGUAAUGGUUGGCUAUUUAUUACAACAAUAAUAAUAGUUAAUUAUCAAAUGGAAAAUUUCGGUUAUAGUUAUAUAGGAUCAUUGUUUCGUACAAUUGGUCCUUUGAUCAUAUUACUAUGUGGUUCAACUGUGCGUUAUCAAACAUUAUUUGAACGCGAUAAAAAGAAUUUUUUUAAUAUAAUGCUUAAAAAACGUGAUGACAUGGAACGUUAUAUUAUUUAUUCAAAUAAUACUACACCUAUUGCAUCGGCUUGUUUACAAAUACUAAAUAAUUCUGAAAUACCGAUAUUUAUGGUACAAUUAUAUCAAUUAAAUUCUAAGUUUGAUGAUUAUCUAUAUGAUGCAGGAAAUUAUAUGUGUCAAAAAUUAAUUGAACGUAUUAAAAUUUAUGGAGAUGAAAAUAAAAAGUCUGUUCGCCUAAUAUGGUCAUUUCCAACAUGUAGAAACAAUUGGAGUAUUCCAAUAAAAAAUAAUAAAUUGAUAUUAAAACAUACAUAUAAAGAUUUUUCAUUUUUGCCAUUCGUUAAUUCCCAUGUUGAACAAUAUGAGUAUACUUAUGAAUACAAAGAUUUAUCAUCAGAAAUUAUUAAUGACCCUAUUCAAACUGAAUAA